Molecule: messenger RNA, 1984 nt
Organism: Coniophora puteana RWD-64-598 SS2
Lineage: Eukaryota; Fungi; Basidiomycota; Agaricomycetes; Boletales; Coniophoraceae
Product: tricorn protease domain 2-containing protein
Exons: 6
Coding region: 1-1746 (581 amino acids)
Molecular function (GO): protein binding
Source: RefSeq, a predicted model, not a curated record
AUGUCCAGCAGACCAAAACCGCAGAUAAUCUCGGACGGCGAUCCUCCGCCCUUCAGCAUCGAGGAUGCAUAUGGUUCCUACUCGCCGGCGGCUUCGUGUAUCGAGUACUCUCCCGAUGGUCAACUGCUCGCAGCUGGGGGCGAUGACAGGGCAAUUCACGUCUGGAAUGCAAAAUCAGGCCAACAUACCAGGAAGUUGACGUCUGGUCAUCCAGUCCGCUGGCUGUCGUUCUCUCACUCUGGGCGUCAUUUGGCUGCUGUAUGCUCGGAUGACGAAUGUGCUCGCGUAGUCGUCUGGGACAUGCACCAGGAUGGAAAGGAUCCGGGAAGAGUAGAAACGAGCUACGAGACCGAUGGUAGUGUCGAAGGAUUUCGCUACCGGGUGGCUUUCUCGCCGGAUGACAGCCUGAUUGCCGUCAUGACUCCUCUGCGUGUCAUCGUGCAAAGCGCGACAUCAGGCGAGCUGGUUCUGGAUGUAGCAAAAAUGACUGACAACAGUCGGUUUGCAUCUGUGCUCGGUUUUUCGUCCGAUAGCCGACAGCUCUUAUAUGCGUACUCCGAGGAGACUCUCAAAGACAAUGCAUCAUUCUUAGAAGUGCGCAGCUCUGACAUGGAAGGACGUCAGCAGACGUCCUUCAGCCUAUCACUGGCAUUUCCGUCAACCUCGUUUCCUUACAGAUUGCCGCGCUUGGCGACGGAGGCAGUCGUUGAUGUCGCCUUCUCGCCAGACGGAACACAUCUUGCUUACGCGGCCGGAAAUAUGGGAGACGUGUUCAUAUAUAACCUCCUCACGAUGGGGUUUACCGUCCAGCUUCCAGGCUCAGCGUCCUCAGCUAACAGGGGUUCCCUGUCUUUCUUCCCAGAUGGCCGACGUAUACUUGAUACCUGCCAAGGUUCCAACGUGAAAGUCUGGGACAUUUCUACAGGCGAAAAGGUUUUGAGCUACUCUGUGUCAGCGACAAAGUACGACUUGGGCAUAAUAUCUCCGGAUGGACGUACAUUGGUGCGCGAUUGGGUAGAAAACGAGGCUGAGUUUGGCCUCGAGAUGCUGGACGUCGCGAGCGGGAGACAGCUCUGGCGCACCGCGAGCUUUUUCUCGGCUCUGGCAGUCGCUUUCGUGCCGGCGGGAGACAGGCUCGUUGUCGGGCUUGAAGACGGGGCAUUACAGGUGCUUGAUGCCAGUACGGGUCGGGUGCUCCUCCCCAAAGAUGACUCGAAUGGCCGCCCUGGGUCGUCUCUCGAGCUGGAAAGUACGUCUGCGAUCCCAACAAGAUCACGCGCGGCAGCUUCACGGCAGCUGGCCGCUUGGGAUGACGAUUCAAUCCUUAACUUGCCCGCCACUCUAGGCAACUCCGCUCAAAGGCCAAGACAGAGAUCUCAUGACACAGCCUCUCAGCAGGUCCGCAAAGGACGACAUGGAUCCACCGCACACGAUCAGGACUCAGGGUUGUUGUCUCGCCUUUCCUCCCACUUCAGACCGAACCGGACUAAAUCUAGUUCAUCGGGCGAGCACCGUAUUUCACGCGCGUUCCAGCUCGUGCAUGUUGGACGCGCCAGAAACCUCGUCCUCGCAGCAGGCGAGCAAGGCGGUCGCCACCAGGAGCGCCACCAACUCCAUUCUGAUGAUAGCUCGACCAGCCCUUCACCGGCUGCAUCGGACCGCGCACCUUCCCCUCGAAACCGUGAGGACAGAAGCGAGAGCAGCAUGUCAAGUGGCAAUUGUUCACGCGAGGCUGCACCCGAGUGACCGAGAAAAUAUAUAUUACUCAUUGACAUGGUGCGCUGCAGCCUUGGUGGGACGGCCAUUACGGGGUACUCGGAGGUGAUUGGGCAUGUAUAUGUAGUGUACGACGUGGUUUGCGGUGCUUAUGUUUGUGUCUCGUUAGUACGUUACCAGGAAACGCUUUUGAUUUUACGAGACUAUUUCACUGACAAUAAUAUGUGAUACGUUAGUCAAGAGUGCACUUGACUAUAGAAAGAAUGAA